CAACAUUUUCAACAUAUCAUUCAUCUAUUUUCAAAAAAAUACACAAUGACUUUAACACUUCGUUCUUCAAUUUCUUUCAUCAUUCAGAAAGAAACCAAGUUCCUUAAAACCUUUGAUGAUGUCUCUUCCACUCUCACCUUUGCAAAGAUUAAACCAUCUUUCCGUCUCAAAGCCAAGAGUUCUAUGCAAAUAGCACACACCUUCAAGUCUGAUGAAAAAUGGGAGCAGGUGCAUGCUCCAUCAAUUGUUCAUAGUAACCAUGAUAAUUCAAAGAAGGUACCAGUUUUUGUGAUGCUUCCAUUGGAUACAGUAACAAUGGGAGGAAACUUGAACAAGCCAAGAGCAAUGAAUGCUAGUUUGAUGGCUUUGAAAAGUGCUGGAGUUGAAGGGGUGAUGGUUGAUGUUUGGUGGGGUUUGGUUGAAAAAGAUGGACCUUUCAAGUAUAACUGGGAAGCUUAUGCUGAGCUUGUGCAGAUGGUGCAAUUGCAUGGUUUGAAGCUUCAAGUUGUUAUGUCUUUUCAUCAGUGUGGAGGAAAUGUUGGAGAUUCCUGCAGUGUUCCUCUACCUCCAUGGGUGAUGGAAGAGAUCAGCAAGAACCCUGACAUUGUUUACACAGACAGAUCAGGGAGGAGAAAUCCUGAGUACAUAUCAUUGGGAUGUGAUUCAGUGCCUGUUCUAAAAGGAAGAACUCCCCUCCAAGUGUAUGCUGACUACAUGAGGAGCUUUCGUGACAGAUUCAGUGAUUACUUGGGCAGUGUCAUCUCGGAAAUACAAGUAGGAAUGGGUCCAUGUGGGGAGCUGAGAUAUCCAUCAUAUCCAGAAAGCAAUGGAACUUGGAGGUUUCCUGGAAUUGGAGAAUUCCAAUGUUAUGACAAGUAUAUGAAAGCAUCCUUGGCAGCAGCAGCCGAGGCCAUCGGAAAGAAGGAAUGGGGAGGAGGUGGACCCCAUGAUUCUGGCCAGUAUAAUCAGUUUCCGGAGGAUACUGGAUUUUUCAGAAAAGAUGGAACAUGGAACUCUGAAUAUGGACAGUUCUUUCUGGAAUGGUACUCCGGUAAAUUGCUAGAGCACGGUGAUAGGAUCCUUGUAUCAGCCAAAGAAAUAUUCCAGACAUCUGGUGUGAAACUAUCUGGUAAAGUUGCGGGAAUCCAUUGGCAUUACAGAUCAAGGUCGCACGCAGCUGAACUAACUGCUGGUUACUAUAACACUAGACAUAAUGAUGGGUAUCUUCCAAUUGCCAAAAUGUUUGCAAACCAUGACGUUGUCUUCAAUUUCACCUGCAUGGAAAUGAAAGACAGAGAACAACCUGGACAUGCUAACUGUUCGCCAGAAGGGUUAGUUCACCAAGUCAAGAAGGCAACAAAAAUGGCUAAUAUAGAACUUGCUGGGGAAAAUGCACUGGAGAGAUAUGAUUCAGGUGGAUAUGCUCAAGUUUUGUCAACAAGUAUGUCAGACUCCGGCAGUGGAUUGGCUGCAUUUACAUACUUGAGAAUGAACAAGAAGUUGUUUGAAGGUGAUAAUUGGCGGCACUUAGUGGAUUUUGUAAGAAAUAUGUCUGAAGGCGGUCGGAGACAACGACUUCCAGAUUCUGAUUCACGCGGAAGUGAUAUUUAUGUUGGGCACAUCGAGAAAACUAAGGAGCAAAAACAAGAGGGUGAGGCUAUUCUUGUUUGAACACAUAUUAGCAUGUUUGUUCAGGCAUCUCGUGUAUGUUCAGAACCAUCAUACAAUGUUUUUUAUAGGAAAGACGAUGACAAUAUAGAAAAAAGUGGAGAAAUGAGUUAGAGUUAUGAUGUGUAUACAUAGAACAAUGGCCUAAGCCAUGCCAAAACUAGAGAUCCAUGAGAUAUUAUUUUAUUUGAUUAUGUAUAUAUAACUCCAUUUAUAAAGGAGACAAACUUUAUCUGCUUACGGUAAAGAAUCAAAUAUACUGGUAUUGGUCUCUAUUCAGUA
This is a messenger RNA of Medicago truncatula (barrel medic), 1950 nucleotides long. Its product is annotated as beta-amylase 3, chloroplastic. The record is from RefSeq and is a predicted model, not a curated record. The transcript has 4 exons. Lineage: Eukaryota; Viridiplantae; Streptophyta; Magnoliopsida; Fabales; Fabaceae. Gene Ontology annotation, biological process: polysaccharide catabolic process. Gene Ontology annotation, molecular function: beta-amylase activity. The coding region runs from base 46 to 1671 and encodes 541 amino acids.